Messenger RNA from Styela clava, 1559 nucleotides. Its product is annotated as arylalkylamine N-acetyltransferase-like 2. The record is from RefSeq and is a predicted model, not a curated record. Gene Ontology annotation, molecular function: N-acetyltransferase activity. Lineage: Eukaryota; Metazoa; Chordata; Ascidiacea; Stolidobranchia; Styelidae.
UGCUUUGACAGCUCGAAUUAAUUGAAAAUACAGAUGUCUUUACAAAAGCAUACCCAUCGGACGUUCACUUUUGGCCGCAUGGCGUGGUGCCAAUACCCCGAUAUGCUCAGCAUUGACGAACAAAUGUCAGAAAACAAAACUUACAACAUUCUGUCAUCAAAUGCACCAAUCGGCGCAAAUAACAACAACGGAAAUUACAUUUCCAAGUUUUAUGUUCACUUCAUCAUCGCCGAAAAUUGGUUGCAGGACUGCAACUAUCAGUGACAAGAAGGAAAUAAUCGACUUUUUGUGCAAAAUGUUUUUGUCUCGGGAACCUCUCAUGAGGCUUAAGGCGACGGAAGCAGAUGCUCGGCCAUUUGUGGAAUAUCAUGUAAAGGAUGCACUAAAGAAUAAUGCUUCAUUUGUUGCCGUGGAUGAAAUGGGAUCAAUUUGUGGAAUUCGUCUCAAUGCUGUUGGGCCAGCGACUGAGGAAGACAAACCAAAAGACUUCGGAGUCAAAAUGAAUAUUUUAGAAAAGUUUCUGGAGCAUGUGGAGGGCAACAUCACUGAGCGUUUGCAAACGCCACGAUUCAUGAGACACAUCGCUAUUUGCGUGAAUCCUGACAUCGUUCGAAGUGGCGUCGGAACUAUGAUGAUGCAGAAAUCUGUUGACUAUGCACGAAACCACGGCUUACGCUAUAUGGUAGCAACGUGUUCCGGUCAGGUUGCCACAAAACUUGCAUUGAAAAUGGGAUUCAGAGUUGUUCGACAAGUGCUGUAUGAAAAAUAUUCAGACUCUGAUAUGUAUUUCUCCUGCUUUCCGGAUGACUGCUUAGUGAAACCAGCAAGUUUCAAGCCUUUCGUUUCAGUAGCUCCGCAACAUUAUUCUGCAAAAUUACUUAUAAAAAACGUUUUAUAAUUUAUUUUUAUCUUUCACGCACAUUGUAUAUUAUACAUAUAUAUAUGUUAGUAUGCAAAAUCUUGCAAUUUGAUUAUAUGUGAAGCUCGUUUUAUUGUUUUGUCUAAUUUAUUAUACAUAUUUUAUUUAUAUAUAUAUAAAAAUUGUUUGUAGUUUCAAUAUAUAUACCUCAUUGUUCAGAUUGCUCAGUCAUAAAUUUAUUUUAACACUCACUUUUAUGAACUCGUUCAUUUAAAAUGUCGAUUUUAUUUUAUUUCGCAUCUUAUACGAUAAAAAUUGAAAAUGCCAAUUUUGUUUUCAGCAAAACCUGAACAGUGGAUCCAAUAUUUCUUGUUUUACUACGUGAAUAAUUUUGUUUUGAUUUGUUUUCAAACCCGAUUUUAUCAUCCUAAAUCGUGGUUAUAAAAUGUCAAUUUGCGUUUCGAAAGCAAGUCCACGUCACGCUAACCGAAAACAUUUCAGAUUACGAGUCACCGGAAGACUCUUGACCUGGAAUAGUUGUUGGUGGACAUUUUAUUCUUGAAAUAAUUGUUUCCGCCAAAACAAUGCCUUUGCGUGCAACAGUAUUCGUUUAUUUGUUGGUGAUUUUCUUACUAUUCGGUUAUGAAAUUUAUAGUAUUUAUCAUUUUUAUAUUUAUUUAAACUUUUAUGCAAAAUAAAA